Messenger RNA from Aplysia californica (California sea hare), 259 nucleotides. RefSeq lists its product as uncharacterized. NCBI's taxonomy places the organism in Eukaryota, Metazoa, Mollusca, Gastropoda, Aplysiida, Aplysiidae. The record is from RefSeq and is a predicted model, not a curated record.
CUUGGACAGUGAGUGGAGCAGUGCUCUCUUUGCCCUUAAUCCUCACUGUGUACUCAGCGCUGGCGUCGAGUGGGGUGUCCUUGAGAGUGAGUGUGUGGGUCUUCCCGUCCACCUCAGCGAUGACCAGGUCGCUCAAGGUCAGCUGCUGACCGUUCUUGAACCAGGUGGCCGGGAGGUCAGACUCGGUGACCUCGCACUUGAAGGUCACGGUCUCGCCCUCCUUGCAGGUCUGGGGCUUAAGGGGUACUGUGAACUCUAG